Colletes gigas is the source of this 786-nucleotide messenger RNA. It is a transcript of the gene RpL11, whose product is annotated as 60S ribosomal protein L11. The transcript is spliced from 5 exons. Gene Ontology annotation, molecular function: RNA binding; structural constituent of ribosome. Gene Ontology annotation, cellular component: cytosolic large ribosomal subunit; ribosome. Gene Ontology annotation, biological process: translation. The record is from RefSeq and is a predicted model, not a curated record. Bases 122 to 736 code for a protein of 204 amino acids. Lineage: Eukaryota; Metazoa; Arthropoda; Insecta; Hymenoptera; Colletidae.
UAAAAAUAAUUACCUAAAUACGUUAAAUUUAUUUUAUUUAGUUGGCAAGCCUAAUGAGCGUUCAACAUUUCCAAUAUUCGUCAAUAGGGUGCAUCUCGAGACACAUUCUUUUCUUUUCAUCAUGGCGGAUCUACAGGAAACCCCCGACAACGAAAAAAAAAUUGAAAAGAAGGUUGGAAAGGCCAAAAAGAAAGUGAGGAAAGAGCCGAAAGAUGCAUCCAAGAAUGUAAUGCGUGAAGUCCGCAUUCGUAAACUUUGUUUGAACAUUUGCGUGGGUGAAUCGGGUGAUAGACUCACUCGUGCUGCAAAGGUGUUAGAACAAUUAACCGGGCAACAACCUGUCUUUUCUAAAGCGAGAUACACCGUUCGUUCCUUUGGUAUUCGUCGUAAUGAAAAAAUUGCAGUGCAUUGUACAGUCAGAGGUGCUAAAGCGGAAGAAAUUCUAGAACGUGGUUUAAAGGUACGAGAAUACGAAUUGAGGAAAGAGAAUUUCUCUGGUACCGGAAACUUCGGUUUCGGCAUUCAAGAACACAUUGACUUAGGAAUUAAAUACGAUCCAAGCAUUGGUAUUUAUGGUUUGGACUUUUACGUUGUACUUGGACGUCCAGGUUUUAACGUAGCCCACAGAAGAAGAAAAACUGGAAAAGUCGGUUUCCAACACAGGCUUACUAAAGAAGAUGCUAUGAAAUGGUUCCAACAGAAGUAUGAUGGUAUUAUUAUAGCCGGAAAGAAGUAAUAUACACAUUUUGUAUUUUACGAUUGUUCCAUAAAAAAUCUAAAAACAAA